AUGGUUCAACACCAAUCAGCGGGUGGUUGCUCUUGAAGAAACAGCGGCGAAGAUGAAGGUAUGGUACGAUGCGGCGAUGGCAAAUGAGUUGGCACGAAAGGAAGAGGAGGAGAAACAGAGAAAGGCGAAGGAAGAAGAAGAACGAAGACUGAAUGAGAAGAAGGAAAGAGAAGCACUUAACAAGGAAUUGCACGAUGCUAUGAAUGCUAGGCUUGACAGUAUGUACGAAGCAAUGCGCGAGAAGAAGCAAAGUGGAGUUAUUAAGGAGCAGAAGUUUGAGAAGCUCUUGAAGGAAGUCGAAAUGCUGAGAUUGGCCCAAGGCUCGGGUGUACGGAACGAUGAAGAUUCUACUAGUCGAUCUGUCAUUAGGGAUGAUGCCUUGCUUGCGAAAGUCAUGCAAGAACACGAGGAGAUGAAAGCACAACUUGAUUCAGCUGCGGCAACCAACAAACGGGUUGAAGCGUCGGAAGCGGCGUUGAAAUCGAUGAAGUAGCAACAUGAGGCAGCACUACUCGAAGCUGAGGAAUGGAAGAAUGAGGCUCUAAAAACAUGCAACAAACGCUGCCGGUUGGC
Messenger RNA from Chara braunii, 573 nucleotides. The record is from the annotation of a GenBank genome assembly. NCBI's taxonomy places the organism in Eukaryota, Viridiplantae, Streptophyta, Charophyceae, Charales, Characeae.